UGUGGUGAGAGGAGGAGGUGCGUCGAGCUCCUCCGUGUCGAACUAACUUUUUUUGACGUCUUCCCCGACUGGAAAACAUUGGUGGGAAUUUGUGCUUGUUGAUCGUAGGCUGUGAAUAUUCUGAAAGGAGGAUUGUACAGUGCUUUUCGUAUUGUCCAGUGGACCCGGAGGCUUUGGUGAUCGCCUUAAAAGUGAUAGUUUAGAACGUGGACUUGGAUUGUGCGCCAUAUAAGGUCAUCUGUCUGUGCAUCAGAAAUCGUGCCGGGGAGGAGGUCAACGCGCUCAGGUCAUAUUAACAGAUUGGCCGUGGCUGUUAAUUGCAGGACCGCCUGACCUGACGGACGCCCGAGCCGCGACCGCCCAGCCGACGUAACCGGACCGUGGAUGUGUCGCCGUAGUGUGUCCCCGUCGUGAUAUGGGGCGUGGGCGUACGAGGCGCGGGCGCGAGUGAGGGCACCCAUCACGAUGCCCAUGGUGCGGCCCGCUGGCCCGCCCGAGCCUCGCAACCACGCCCGUGUGGUCCGCACGGAGUCCCUCAAGUCAGAGCGCUCGGACAAGCGCGUGUCCUUCAACAAGGACGUGGGCGUGAAGCACAUCCCACGCGGCCAGAAGCAGCAGCAGAUCAAGAACAACCUGGUGCGCGCGCCGCAGGAGGACGAGUGGGCUCACUGCGCGGCCGUGCACCGCGAGCCCGUGAACCUGUCGUCGCGCGAGUUGGAGCAGCAGGCGGAGGACCUCGUCAAGCUGCUGGACCACGUCAACUGCGACACGGCCGGCGCGGCCCUCGCCCACAACACGCGCUCGCUCGACCGCCCCAAGCACAAGAACAACAAGAACUUCGCGCACCACCACUAUAACAACGUCAUCGUGAACAACGUGCGCAACAACGCCGGGCCCAAGAACACUAACGUGCUGAACGGCGAGCCGCGAGGGCGCCCGCGCACGCUGCCCCCCGCGCGCACCGCCAACCCCAUCAACCGCCGCGUCAAGGGCGACGUCAACCGCGCCGCGCACCCGUCCCCCUCCCCCCUGCCCAACGGCGGCCCGCUCGCGCACCGCCACCGCUCGGCCGACCACCUGCCGGACUCCGACCUGGACUCGCCCCCGCUGGCGCGCCGCCCGCACCCCCUGGCCGGCCAUAAGUCCGUGCCCGACCUCAACGCCGUCUACUACGACAACCACGAGGCGCAGUCGUACAAGUACCAGCACCUGGCGGGGCGCGACCAGGACCCGGUCAUCGGCUACAAGUCGGGCGACGCCUUCUACGACCGUGAUGAGCACGGCGCCAAGCUGAACCGAGCACAGAGCGCCGGCUACAAGUCCGUGGACAACCUGACCGAGCACAGUCAAGUGCCCGGCGGGCGGCUGCAAGGCUUCAAGUCAGUGGGUCACCUGCCCAGCACGACGCUCUCCGACAGCGACGACGACAUGUCGCGGCCCAAGCCGUACAAGAACAAGGUCGGGAACAUCAUUAAGAAGUUCAACGCGGAGUCCGACGGGACGCGGCACUCCAACGUCCUGCUGGAGACCGAGAUGGACGUCAGCCCGCGCGGGACGCUCGAGCCCGACCGCUUCCGCAACCACAACAACAACCAGCCCUUCAGCUACACCGGCAGCCUCCCGAUGGCCACCGUGCAGACGGUGCGGCGCCUCUCGCCCACCCGGGAGCUGCCGCCUCGCGCCACCCCCCCACGCGACUCCCCGCCCAGGGACGCCCCCGUCUAUGCUCAAGUCAACAAGAAGGACGCGCGCGACGCCGAGAGAAACUACCGCAACGCCCGCCAGGAGCGCGAGUACUCGGCCAAGAUCAUCAUCACGGACGACGACCACCGGCCGUACCAGGACCAGUACGAGGACCACUUCCGCGACGCCAACCCAAAGAACCACUACCAGGAGGACGACGACGCCUACGAGAGCUACCAGGUGCCGGAGGACAACCUCAAGAGACUCCUGCACGAGGACAUCAUGCCGGCGCGCAUGCUCAGCUCCGAGGACCUCCUGGAGGAAUACAAAGAACAAUCCAACAACAACAUCAACAUGUCGUCUGUCGGCGUUCAGACGGACGCCCUGCCGAAGGCGCCGUCGAGGUCCCGCAAGACACACAAGAGCUCCUCUCCCUCGCCGACGCGGCAGCACCAGUCGCAGCAGAAGCAGUACCAGGUGAAGACGCAGCACAUCAAGAACGAGCAGAAGCACCACCAGAACUACCAUUACGAGCGGGAGCCGGACCAUUACCCGGGCUCGAAGCACCACCAGCGGGGAGGCAACAUCCACAACAACCUGACGUCGGCGACGCUGGUGCGGCAGGUGAACCACGGCUUCGGGCGCACGGACCGCUCGCCCUCGCCGCCGCUCAGGAGGCCGCAGACCCGCCAGCCGCGCCGGAACGUGGUGCCGCUGCUCUCAGACACGUCCGACUCCGAGGCCGAGCACCGGCGGCGCACGGUCGACCCGCUGGCCCGAAUCCGAGACCAGGUGAUGCAGCGGGAGAAGCUGCAGGAGGAGGAGGAGGAGGAGGAGGAGGCGAGGAACGGCCGCAUUGGGAUCAAGGAGAGCGGCGUCAUCCCGUACCGGCCGGAGGAGAUGAUGCCGCUUACCAUCGACGAAGUGGACGCCCUCAGCCUCGUCAUGGAGGACACCGGCAAGAAGUCGCUCGUGGUGUCCAACCAGUCGCAGUCCACGUCCGUGACGCGCACCACCAACCACCGCUCGCGGCGCAACGAGACCGUGACGGAGCGCGUCCACUCGCAGCCGCACAAGGACAGCCUGCCGCGGCCGCAGAAGCCCCCGCGCGAGAAGAACCACGCCAUCCGCGAGCCGACGCCCACGAGGGGGCACAGGGAGCAGACGCCGACCCGGGGCCACAGGGAAACAACGCCCACGCGCGGACAUCGGGAGCCCACGCCAACUCGCGGACACAGAGAAACCACGCCCACGCGCGGACACAGAGAAGGUACGCCCACGCGCCUGCCCAGGGAGGCGACGCCCACGCGCGGACACAGGGAGACCACGCCCACCCGUGCCCACAGGGAGGGCACUUCGUCCCGCCCCCGAGACCAGCGCAAAGAUCCGCCCACGAUGGAGAGGAACAGGAAGAACAACUUGGAGAAGGAGCGCGCGGCGAAGGCGUCGAAGCAGAAGGAGGAGAAGAAAGAGAAGAAGAAGAAGCGAAUCAAGAUCAAGUUCUUCUACGACCCGCGCCCGCAGGACGAGCCCGACGUGGACCCGCUGGCCAAGUUCACGGAGUUCCGCGGCUCCUCGACCGACGACGAGCGGCGCCAGGACGACGCCAAGGACGAGUUCCGCCACGAGCGGACGCAGCGCGACGAGUACCACCGCAGCGAGCAGAAGGAGGUGCGGGAGGACAGCCGCCCCCGCCGCGGUCUGCCCGAUGUCCUGGAGGACACCACCUCCCUCAGGGACCGGCGAGGCUCCCGCGAGCAGCUGAACCGGUCGCGCGAGCAGCUGAGCAAGUCCCGCGAGCAGCUGGCCCGGUCGCGCGAGCGGCUGGACCGAUCUCGCGAGCAGCUGGACCGGUCGCGCGAGCGGCUGGACACGACGCCGCGGCAGGUGCGCCACAGCAGCAGGGACGUCCGCGAGACCAAGACGAGGGAGGUGUCCGUGGACGCCCACAACGGCUACGGCACGAAGCGCCGCGACUCCAAGGACUCCCGAGACUCCCGCGACAACCGCAACCGCGAGGCCGCGCGCUCGCGCUCCCGAGACGACCUGGCGGCCUACGACGAGUCGCCGGACGAGCGCCGCGACGACCACGACGACCAGCAUCCCGACGGCGACUACGACGACGAGAACGACGAGCGAGGCUCGCCCGACGGCAGGCCCGGGAGGAGCCUCAGCGACAAGUACCGCAGCGGCCCGCUCUACGACCCGCCCGCGCCCGGGGACCAGCCGCCCGCGGAGCUCAUUCCGCACACGGAGGACGAAGAGAAGCAGGAGAAGAUCAUGAGGCAGAGGAAAAAGUUCUUCUCCGUCCUGAUGAGCGACGGACGCAACAAGCCAGGCAAAACAAAGACACCGGAACAAGGAACAAAGACAUUGAAGACGAGCAAGAAACCCCCCGCGCCGCAGCCUACCCCCCCGCCCAACGCCAGCCCGGAUAAGGCCAAGAAUCAGACUCCCGCAAAGAAGAAGCCAGCAAAGAAGAAGCGUGCGUGGCCGUGGGCAUUUCUGGGGCUGCGGGGGGGCGGGGGGCGGGGGGCGACUCGGGCGGCACCCCCGGGUCCUGGCUCGUCUCGCAUCGGGUCCUCGCGGAUGUCGUCCAGGGCCUCCUCCCGCGCCUCCUCCCGCAGUUCCCACCGCCCGCGACGUCCCAGUGUGCGAGCCUCCAAGAUCCGCCGUGAAGGCCAACCGCUGUGGUUCAACCGCGAGCGCGACGAGGAGGCGGCGGGACCAGCCGCGCCGCCGCAGUGGGAGAGCUCGACGCUCAACCGCGCGGAGCUGCGCGCCAAGAAGGACGCUCGCCAGGGGGACAACAGCGGCUUCUCGACAGUGCAGCGCCCGAACACGGGGCGCAAGUACUCAGCAGAGUCCUCGGCGUCCUCCGAGGCGCCCCCGCCGCGGGUGGCCCGCACGACCAGCUUCAAGCACCGCUACUUCGGCGACACGGACAUCGAAAGCAGCCACGGCGUCGGCGCCGGCCCCAGCGUGCCUGACUACCGCAGCCUCCCCAACCGGUCGUCGCGGUCCGCCCACCGGAACGCGGGCAAGGGCAAGAGGGCCACGAGCGGACCGCGGGGCGUGUCGCCGCCCUCGGGGGUCGCGGGGUCGGCCGGCAGCUCCCUGCAGAGCAGCGAGAGCGAGGUGGACAGCCACGGCGGCUCGCACGCGUCCCGCGCGUCCAAGGCCUCGCGCGUGUCCACGGGCUCCAACCGGUCCGUGUACCUGCACGCCACGGCCGUCGCCGACAUCCCGGUGCGGCGCGCGUCCGAGGAGGUGCCGAGCGAGCGCGGCGUCAACCGCCAGACCAAGAAGGUGUCGCGCUCCUUCUCGCUGCUGGCGCCCUGGAAGCCCAGGCACUACCGCGAGAAGUACGAGGUGGAGUACGACAACCGCGAGGCGCGCGAGGCCCGCGGUGAGGCCAACAACAGCAAGGGCGCGCUGCCCCCCCGGCCCCCGCGGCGCCCCGCCAACGAGGCCCCCGACAGCAAGAAGGUCAACCGAUCCCAGAGCAUGUACAAGGACUCCCGCCUGGCCGGCUGGCUCAGGCGCCGCAGGAACAAGGAGGCCAAGGGCAUCUGACGUCAGCCGACUCUCGAGGAGGACUCGGAGUACCUAUGAGCCGCCGCGCGCCACAGCCUCCACAGCAUUCCUCGGGCGUCCCGGCUGGGCCGUCGGUCCCGGGGCUGCCGACGGCGGUGCCCCGUCCCGGCCGCCGGCCCUCACGUCACCAAACUUUGACUUCCAAGUCGCAUGCCAUAACUCUCAGCCAUGUGUCCUUAAAUUUAUAUAUAUAUAUAU
Penaeus indicus is the source of this 5478-nucleotide messenger RNA. RefSeq lists its product as uncharacterized. Lineage: Eukaryota; Metazoa; Arthropoda; Malacostraca; Decapoda; Penaeidae. The transcript is spliced from 7 exons. The record is from RefSeq and is a predicted model, not a curated record. The coding region runs from base 466 to 5259 and encodes 1597 amino acids.